AUGGCUGAACGAUCGUCAACAGCAACGGCAAUUCUGCCUGUCAACGCCAAAAACAUCGGCAAACUGAAAAUUAGACCAAAGAGUGAUGACCUCCUCGAUGAUAUUGAGAUAGAUCUGGACGAGACUUCAUCUGACGCACAGCAUCUUCUUCGUGCAGCAGAGGAGCUGAGGACUUCUAAUGUCCCCAUUGCCUUCCCUACCGAGACUGUCUAUGGACUUGGCGCAGACGCUACUCGGAGUAAUGCCGUACAGGGUAUUUAUCAUGCUAAGCAAAGACCGUCCGACAAUCCACUCAUUGUGCACUUCGCUUCUCUCGACCAACUGAGAGCUCUGCUCCGACCUGGCAUGAGUAUUGGAGAUGGGCCUUCGAUAAAUGCUACCAACGAUCCUAUACCGUCUAUCUAUAGGCCGUUGAUCAAGCAAUUCUGGCCUGGUCCAUUGACCAUUAUUCUGCCUAAUCCAACCGGGUCGCCGUUGGCACCCGAGGUCACUGCCGGACUGAGCACGUUCGGAGCCCGCAUGCCUGCGCAUCUACUUGCUCUGGCACUUAUCAAGCUGACACAUGUUCCAGUCGCAGCGCCUUCUGCGAAUGCGUCGACGAAGCCUUCGCCUACUGCAGCAGAACAUGUACAUCAUGAUCUCGAUCGUCGAAUACGUACCAUUAUCGAUGGUGGGCCAUGCAGUGUGGGCGUCGAGAGCACAGUCGUCGAUGGGCUAUCUGAACCACCAACGAUCCUACGACCUGGUGGCAUCAGCAUUGAACAACUGCGAUCGUGUCCUGGUUGGGAGAACGUGCAGAUGGGCUAUAAAAACGCUGCCGAGACAGGAAGCCAGCCAAGAGCACCAGGCAUGAAGUAUCGCCACUACUCGCCGAAGGCUCCCGUGAUUCUGUAUGAGGUUGGAAGAAGCCCUCCUGCCAACCAGGAGAUGGUACCAUUUCUUGGAACCAAUCAACGUUUAGGCAUGGUCCGCACCAAGCGAUGGAAAGUCAACCAUCGACACGAGGAUAGAGCGGUCACACUCGAGGCUGGCAAUGUGAAUGGCACAGAGCUAUCUAAUCGCAAUCGCGACAACAGGCAUAUGACCGGAGUCACUGCUCUUAUUGCCGCCCUAGACGCAACACCCGAGCCACGUAAGGCGAUGCAGUCGAUGUCAUUAAACGCCCAAGAGACUACGUUCCUCGUCCUUGAUAUCAAUAUCGGUCCGAGCACAGACAGUAUCGCCAGAGGCAUUUUCGCGGCUUUACGCGAGCUUGAUAGAGAGGAUGUUGAUGCUAUACUGGUGGAGGGCAUCGACGACAUCGAAGACUCGGUCGCCGCAGCGGUCAUGAACAGGAUACGCAAAGCAUCAGAAAUCAAGCUGUCUUCAUAA
Molecule: messenger RNA, 1371 nt
Organism: Recurvomyces mirabilis
Lineage: Eukaryota; Fungi; Ascomycota; Dothideomycetes; Mycosphaerellales; Teratosphaeriaceae
Exons: 1
Coding region: 1-1371 (456 amino acids)
Biological process (GO): regulation of translational fidelity
Cellular component (GO): cytoplasm
Molecular function (GO): double-stranded RNA binding; tRNA binding; nucleotidyltransferase activity
Source: RefSeq, a predicted model, not a curated record